Molecule: messenger RNA, 1227 nt
Organism: Adineta steineri
Lineage: Eukaryota; Metazoa; Rotifera; Eurotatoria; Adinetida; Adinetidae
Source: the annotation of a GenBank genome assembly
AUGAAUACAAUCAAGAUCCAAUGUUAUAUUGUUUUCAUUAUUCUUAGCACAACAGUUCAAAUCAAAUCUCAAAUAUGUGAGAAAAAAACCCAGUAUAGUGAAUGUUCUACAAACAGUGCAUGUGGAUGCUUUCGUAUGGUAGGUACUAAUAAUAAUACAGGCAUUUGUGGUUUUCGCUGGCUAGCAUGUUCUCGUCUUGUACUGUGUAAUUCUUUGGACAAUUCAUGUUCUCAACCUAAUACGACCUGUGUUCAACAUCCACAAUGUAAUGAUCUUCCUGUAUGUUACCCAGGUACAAUGACUGAUCAAAGUAUCUGUCCACCAAUGAAAAAUAAGAUCAAUGCUAAAUGGAAACAAAAUGCCAUCACUGUGGCUGGUGGAAAUGGAGAAGGGCAACAAUUAAAUCAACUCAGUUACCCUUAUGGAAUCUUUAUUGAUGAAAACAAAAAUAUUUUCAUUGCUGAUUAUAAUAAUCAUCGUAUUGUUGAAUGGAAAUAUAAUGCAAAUGAAGGACAAAUCAUUGCAGGUGGAAAUGGGCAAGGAAAUCGAAUGGAUCAACUGAAUAAUCCUAUGGAUGUGAUUGUUGAUCAACAAAACCAUUCCGUCAUGAUUGCUGAUUACGAGAACAAACGAGUGAUUCAAUGGAUCAAUCAAACUCAACAAAUUCUCAUUCAGAAUAUUCACUGUCAGGGCUUGGCAAUCGAUAAACAUGGGUUUCUUUAUGUUUCUGAUGGUGUGAGAAAUGAAGUGAAACGAUGGAAAAUUGGAGAAUACAACAAAGGAGUUGUAGUGGCAGGUGGAAAUGGACAAGGAGAUCAACUCAAUCAAUUCAAUGAUCCUCGUUUUAUCUUUGUUGAUGACGAUCAAUCGGUUUAUGUAUCAGAUGUGAACAAUCAUCGUGUAAUGAAAUGGAGAAAAGAUGCCAAAGAAGGAAGAACUGUGGCUGGAGGAAAUGGUUAUGGAGGAGAUCUCAAUCAAUUGUAUCUUCCUCAUGGAGUAAUUGUUGAUGAUUUGGGUCAAGUCUAUGUGACAGAUUUUGGGAACCAUCGAGUAAUGCGUUGGUAUGAAGGAAACGAAGAAGGUGAAAUUGUUGUUGGUGGAAAUGAUGGAGGAAAUCAAUCAAAUCAAUUGAAUAAUCCCAUGGGUUUAUCUUUUGAUGAUGAAGUAAAUCUUUAUGUUGCUGAUCGAAAUAAUCAUCGAAUUCAAAAAUUUGAAGUAAUUCUUUGA